Molecule: messenger RNA, 753 nt
Organism: Plasmodium cynomolgi strain B
Lineage: Eukaryota; Apicomplexa; Aconoidasida; Haemosporida; Plasmodiidae
Exons: 1
Biological process (GO): mRNA splicing, via spliceosome; spliceosomal snRNP assembly; mRNA 5'-splice site recognition
Cellular component (GO): nucleus; U1 snRNP
Molecular function (GO): zinc ion binding; pre-mRNA 5'-splice site binding
Source: RefSeq, a predicted model, not a curated record
AAACCAUGCCAAAGUACUACUGUGAAUAUUGCGACAUCUACCUAACGCACAGCUCCCCAGUGGGGCGCAGACAGCACAUUCAAGGGAGAAAACACAUAAGUGCAAAAAUUGAGUAUUUCCAAAAUUUGCUAAGGGAAGAAGGCAUAACCCCACAGAACUUUUUAGGGUUUCUAGGAAACGACGCGUUCAAUAAUGUACUAGGAAACCCAAUGAUGAAUAAUAUGAUGCCAGGAAAUUUCCCCAUGCGUAUGAAAUGUAACAAUAUGAAGCACCACUCACAUCAUUCGCGUCAUUCACAUCGCCAUCAUAUGUCCCAUGGUAGGUACUCCAGGGAAAGGCACGGGCAUCAUAGUUACUCUAGUAAAUAUCACUCGCACCCUAUGCACAUGAAUAGCAAUAGCAUCGGUAGCAUGUCAGGGUUUCAAAACAAUAAAUAUUCUGGUAGUUUUUUCCCCCCACCAAAUUCUAUGCAUGGUAAUGGGAAGAUGUUUAAUAAUGUCAUUCGAGACUUGGUAAGUAAUGUAAAUAUUGAGAAUGACCCAAGUAAGGACAGUCAGAAUGAGGGACGAAUUGGAGCUAAUGCGAUUGACAACUCAAGUAGCAGCAUACACGAUAAGGGAGAUCAAGGCGAUCAGCGGGAUCAUGCCAAUCACGCCGAUCGGGCCGACCAGACCGAUCAGGGAGAUAAUACCGAUCCGGUCAAUGCCGAUGAUGGAACUGUGAAUAAGAAUGAUGAGGUGAGUGUGGAUGCCU